Molecule: messenger RNA, 447 nt
Organism: Aureobasidium namibiae CBS 147.97
Lineage: Eukaryota; Fungi; Ascomycota; Dothideomycetes; Dothideales; Saccotheciaceae
Exons: 2
Coding region: 1-447 (148 amino acids)
Source: RefSeq, a predicted model, not a curated record
AUGAAGAAAGCAAUCUUCGAUGCCGUCAACGCAGCUGUCACCGCCGCCGUCAAGGAUGCAGUCCCAGUCGCUGUAAACAAUGCCAUCCCUCAAGCUGUCGGCGCUGCAAUCUCCGCGUCGAUCAACAUCAACUUCUCCACCGCCAUCGACCAAGCCGCCAAAGAGAGAGUAAAGGAGAUCGAACGAAUGAUGGAGUGUAAACUCGAAAGGAUUAUCAGAGCCGCAAAACUCGAAGCGAAGGUCCAAGCAGCACAAGAGAUGAUCACUGAGCGCGCUUGUGUGAUGGCCAAUGGGUCCUUUCCAUGGCACCGAUGGCUUGAGAGUAAGAACGAGGAGGACGGCGAAAAGAUUCGGCAAUGGAAUGCUGAACUCGGUGAAAUGCACGAAGAAGAGAGAUAUGCGAAAUGGAAGAAGGAGAGAGAUGGAGUACAAACACGAGGCUGGUGA